AUGGAGCGGGUGCUCUCCCUCCCAGAGCUUUUGGAGAGGAUCUUCCUCCAGCUCGACAUGACGACACUGCUCGCCUCCGUCCAGCGAGUUAGCAAAAUAUGGAACAACACCAUUGCUUUCUCGCCAGCCCUGCAACAAAAGCUGUUCUUUCGACCCAUCACUGCUGAACAGCUACCUGCAUUCCGCAAACAGCUCAUGAGAGAGGUCGAAACGACGGGCUCGGCCUAUCUCAGGCCCGAGCUCACCAAGUCGGUCCUCAAUCCUCUUCUUGUAAAGAAGUUUGGCUGCUGCUUCUUCGACACUGGCCCAGCAUUUGGCUACCAGAGAGGGGCUGACUGCUUUAACAUGUUGCCAUGGAGUCCAAAUCAUCGCAAAUUGAUUUCGAUAUAUCGUCCCAGGUGGACUUACCCAUACCACCAGGUGGAACCACCCAAACAGCUGGACGAGGCAUCUUCUCAACUGGAAGAAACAAGUAGAGCUCGCUUCACAACUAGGGGAGCUAGCUGGAGACGCAUGGUAGUAUCGCAACCAGCGCCCCCAGGUAUUGGCUACCUGAUCCGCGAAGUGAGCCGGGAACUUCGUCCUCCCAAGGAGUUUAUUGGGGAAGCAUUCAUCCCGGCUGUGACGACGGGAGGGGCCCAAAUGGGCCAGCUUUACGAUAUGGUUCAGUAUCACGCCGGGCACCACAAGUCCAAUUUAGCUAAUUUCCGAGUCAUAUGGGAGCUCCCCCAGCCUUUCAUGACGGAACAUCUGCGGGAGCCCAUGCGCCAACUCCUUGGCCAGACGACCCUGCUCGUGUUAUUCGCAUUUAGCCAUCUUGCCUUCAUUAGAGAGCCGGAAAAUGUUGUUGAUUUUGACUCGGCCUUCCGCUGCGAGGAGUUCUUCCUGCCUGACUUUGUUGUGAAAAAGGCCGUAAGAGUCAGGGCACGUGAAGCGGACGAGAUGAGCUGUAUCGCUCCAUCGUACGAACCUCCUUCCAUAUAUCUUGAUUGA
Messenger RNA from Metarhizium acridum CQMa 102, 993 nucleotides. NCBI's taxonomy places the organism in Eukaryota, Fungi, Ascomycota, Sordariomycetes, Hypocreales, Clavicipitaceae. The record is from RefSeq and is a predicted model, not a curated record.